Cucumis melo (muskmelon) is the source of this 498-nucleotide messenger RNA. RefSeq names its product RING-H2 finger protein ATL52-like. The record is from RefSeq and is a predicted model, not a curated record. The transcript has a single exon. Lineage: Eukaryota; Viridiplantae; Streptophyta; Magnoliopsida; Cucurbitales; Cucurbitaceae. The coding region runs from base 1 to 498 and encodes 165 amino acids.
AUGAGUGAUUCUUCUACUUCUACCCCUCAUCCUGCAAAAUCAAGCUUACCCAUGUUGUAUUAUGGCCUUGUCGUUGUCGGAACGGCCGCGAUUGUCUUAGUUCUCUACAAUUUCAUCGUUAUCAAGUGGUGCUCUGACAGCCGCCACCGCCGGCGGAUGGCUGUAAGUUAUGAGGAGAUGAUGAAUUCAAGCCGUAGCUUCCAGAGCUCCUUGAGCAGUUUCAAGUUCAAGAAGGUGGCGGCGGCGACGGCGACAGCGGAAGAAGGGAAUGGGAAUGAAUGUGCAGUUUGUUUGUCGGCGUUUGAGGAUGGUGAAGAGGUUAAGAAAUUGCCGAGAUGUACGCAUACGUUUCAUGCUUCUUGUAUAGAUAUGUGGCUUUAUUCUCACUCCGAUUGCCCGCUCUGCCGUGCUCCGGUGGCGGUGCCGGGGGUGAGCCGACACGAAACCACCACGGCGGAGCAAGACGAGAAUUCAGGUCAUGUGUUGUUGGAGGUUUGA